This is a messenger RNA of Anopheles arabiensis, 14827 nucleotides long. RefSeq names its product poly(rC)-binding protein 3 (gene mub). Gene Ontology annotation, cellular component: cytoplasm; nucleus. Lineage: Eukaryota; Metazoa; Arthropoda; Insecta; Diptera; Culicidae. The record is from RefSeq and is a predicted model, not a curated record. Gene Ontology annotation, molecular function: mRNA binding. The transcript has 11 exons. Bases 416 to 1825 code for a protein of 469 amino acids. Gene Ontology annotation, biological process: regulation of gene expression; regulation of RNA metabolic process.
AGUGAUUCGCGUUGUCCCGUUUGCCGUACGUAGUUGCGAGUGUGUUUUCCCUCAGAACCGCUCGCUAGUUUUGUAUUAUCUUUGUUUUGAGCUACACACGCUUCCCCACACUUCUCUCAUUACUCCCGAAAAUAGUAGUUUUUUCAACACCAUUCACAACGCGGCACACUGGAAAAUUAAGGCCGACCCACCAUCCUUCAGCGCUUUCCGUUCUCCAGCGUACCAGAUUCCCUUUUCGCAUCAGAACAACGGCAUACAACGGCGUAUAAAACGGAUCCUGUAAUUCCCACUACCUAGUGACUGCGCUCAACCCAUAACCCAGUGAGAACGCUUUAUUAUAUCCAGUGUACCCGUGUGCUUAAAAUCAGUCAAAAUAACCACCUUCGAGGCAAGCAUCAUUGAAUCCUUCAACGAAAUGGAGGACGCAAAAAUGGUCAAGAUCGGGGACAUCAACCUGUCCGACGAUCCGGCAGUCACCCUCACCAUUCGGCUCAUCAUGCAGGGAAAGGAAGUUGGAAGCAUUAUCGGAAAAAAGGGAGAAAUCGUCAAGCGAUUCAGGGAAGAGUCCGGCGCAAAAAUCAACAUAUCAGACUGCUCGUGUCCGGAACGAAUCGUGACGGUCUCCGGAUCCAGAAGUGCGAUCUACAAAGCCUUUACACUCAUCACCAAGAAGUUCGAAGAGUGGUGUUCCCAGUUUCAAGACAAUGCGAACACACAGGGUAAACCACAAAUUCCCAUCCGUUUGAUUGUGCCAGCUAGUCAAUGUGGUUCUUUGAUCGGAAAAGGUGGAUCGAAAAUUAAAGAAAUUCGUGAAAUCACCGGCUGUUCGAUACAAGUUGCGAGCGAAAUGUUGCCCAACUCGACGGAACGCGCCGUGACAUUGAGUGGUUCCGCUGAAGCCAUUACGCAAUGCAUCUAUCAUAUAUGCUGCGUUAUGCUGGAGUCGCCACCGAAGGGUGCCACAAUUCCGUACCGGCCAAAGCCGCAGGUGAAUGGACCGGUAAUAGUUGCUAACGGCCAGGCGUAUACCAUCCAGGGUAACUACGCCGUACCGGCACAGGAGACCUGCACAGUAUAUCCACUAGCCAUUACCGGUGGCUUGCAUGCGGGCAUCUCCGGUUUAGCCGAUCCAUUACUAAAAGGAACACAUCUACAGGGAGCGAUACCUCCACAUCAUCUACAACCGAUACCUGAUGUUUCGGGAAUAGCUAAAAAUCCGCUUGCAGGGCUAGCAGCGCUCGGACUAGCUGGUGCGAUUCCCUCCAACACGGGUGGACUUAACCCAACUGCUCUUGCCGCAUUGGCCGGUUCUCAACUGCGAACCAACAACAACCGCAACGUAGCUCCAGUUCAGUCUCAAUCCCACGAAAUGACCGUGCCAAACGACCUGAUAGGCUGCAUUAUCGGUAAGGGUGGCACCAAGAUUGCAGAGAUUCGCCAAAUUUCCGGCGCCAUGAUACGCAUUUCCAACUGCGAGGAGCGCGACAGCGGCAACACAGACCGAACGAUUACCAUCACCGGCAAUCCGGACUCGGUCGCACUAGCCCAGUAUCUGAUCAACAUGAGCUUUAGAAGUGGUGAUGGUGGUAGCAAUGGCAGCGCCAACAGCAGUAUCCUCCGACCGAUGGCAACCUCCACGAUGGCAGCGGCGGCCAGCGUGCGGAAUGGCAACGCAGUAGCAGCGGCAGCGGCAGCAGCAGCUGCAGCAGCGGCCGCCUCCGGACCGGGCAAUGCAGCCGGCAUGGGCUACAACGGGAUGACACCAGCGGUCGGGACCGUUGCCUUUCCCUUUCUACGCUACGGCUUGAACCUGGACCGGAAGUAAUCGGACACUCACUACUACCAUCGAGGGGGUUUAUAAAGCGGAAGAAAGUGUAAACCAGUACAACAUCACUCUACAACAAAACUGCAAUGAUCAUCACCAUCGGAUAAUGUAAUGCGACGGGCAAAAUAGGAGUAAUUAGAUCUUCAUAUUAAAAAUGAAAAAGACAAGAGAAAAAGAAUAAUAUCUCCUGUUUUGAUGCGCACUAGCGUUCGAUUAACGUUAUGUGGUAAAAAAAGAACUGGCAUGCAAAGGAACUCUUUUUUUUUCGUUGAACGUAAAUAAUCGCCACUGGGAGGAUGACUGUUGUGCACGGGGUUGCAAGCAGAAGGGAGCCACACAGAGAGCAAAAAUUCACAUUACACAAUUAUUAUGUAGUUCAAUUAUCUUUAGAAUGUCGAAAUACUAAAAUUGAUUUAUAUAUCGCUAGGUUCAAGUACUGUACUGUCCUUUUAUAAUUGUAAUGUUUUUUUCUCUCCGUAUUUUGUUGAUUGUUUUAACACAACCUAGCUCGUCCUCCGAAUUGUAGCAGUAGCAAGCUGCAGACCAGGGAGAGUGUUGAAUAGCAGGAUUUGAAAAUAAUCGUUGCGGCAGUAGUAGAUGCAGUAGUAACUUAGAAAAGGAGGAAGAACUAAGCGAAAACAUACACACACACAUAAGGACAGUCUGUAAAGCAUAAAUGAUUCCAAAAGAUUUGAUGGAACAAUUGCCGCGAUGCUUUAACACAACUCUCUACUUUUCGGGCGCUCAUUGCAGUAGAAUGAGGGUUGUAUUGAUUAAUAGAGUAACUAGCAAAUAGCUUUCUUGUUUUUUUUGUUUUGUUGCUUUUAGAAAAGCAUUUAGAAAAGGCAAAACCUCACAAACUCUGUGCAGUAUCCAUGAAUGGCAUAAAAGCGUAUGUAGAGGUUAUUGAAAACGAUCAACAAAGGUUGACUCGAAUCGAGUGAAAUGCAAACAACUUAAAAAGAGCAUAAUUUGCAUCUGUUUGUUUGACAGAAAUGCAAGAAACAUGUGAAAACGGUAAAAAAACAGGGGAAGGAAAAAUAACCGAUAGUAAAAAUGUAUACGAUGAUGAUUACUCUGGAACGUAAAAAUCUCCUAAUACGUGAAAAACACUCACACAGUUGUAAAAAGGGAUGAAAAAGAACAUCAAAAUAUAAAACCCUUACAAAAGGAAGCAAACGUGGACACUGCAAGAUGAAGAUUAAAACCCAUAUCGUGUUAAGACAUUUAGCAAAACAACAACAAAAACAUAUCGUGUGCAAUUUUCAUGCUGAAAGCAACCUGUUGAGGGAAAAUUACAAACCUGUUUCGUUUAUCUUCCCCAUACUUCUUUCGGAACAAAUGGACAUCGGCAUCAUAAACAACCACACACAUACACACAUACACGGAAGCUCCAUAUCGAAUACAUAUUAGAAAUGAUUGGAAAUAUGUGUAGCAAGGAAACUCGUUUUUGAGACUGGAAUAUGACGCAAAAAUGUGUUUUCUUAUACAAAGCACGACAAACAAAAAGCUAGUACAACUAAGUAACUUAGUUUUUAAAACAAUUUUUGAAUUAGGAUACGGUUUGGUUUUAGUUUUCGGUUUGCUUUGGUGAUUUUUAUUUGUUAUAUUUUAUGUACUACGAGGUAGAAGAAACUAAAAAAACAAGCAAACUCUUAGCGUUAAACGUGUAAGACAAAAAGACAUUUGUAAUGUUCAAAGAUUGUUAAAGUUUUAUCGGUAAUGAUGUUGCGCGACGCAUUGGGCACUGGGAGUUAAAGGUGCGGAGUGUGUCGCGUAAUGCUAAAUUAAUACUUCAGAGCCAUUACAAACAAACACAUUAUUGUACUGAAAUAAGCUCGGCGCUAUUUCACCUUACUUUCAUACCAAAAUGCUCUCUUACGUUGGUUGAACUGCGCUCUGGAAGAUUUGAGUUGCGAGCGCGUUUCAAGUAAAUGGGGACCCAGGGUGAAUGUUUCCAACUUAACUUUGUUCACAUUUUGUCUGACUAUUCUUAAUUCGGUUUGCUCCAAACCUGGGUACAUAUUGCAAACGAGUACAGUGUGCAGUACGCGGUGUUGGUGGUGGCUGAAUCUUUCUAAAUGGCUGGGGUCGACACUACACUGAAGCAAAGUAUUUUGGAUGUUAUAAUGGGGCUUUACGCUGAAAAUUUAAAAUACUUAAGUGAAACGUAAGUGCCAAAAAUAAGUAAAAAUAAAUAGGAAAUAGCCAGAGAUAGAAAAACAAAUGUGAGAUAAUAGCAGGGUGUUUGACGAAUAAGGAAGGAAUAAUGGAUUACAGCGUUUGACUGAAACUCCUUCGGCUUAUGAUCUAUUCUUGCCCUUGAUAUGCCCCACCCAGUUAAUUCCUUAGCAAAAAUCCAACUGAAAGCGCGUGCGUGUAAACAAAGCCUGCAGAUGGUUGACGUAUUUUCCAAAACAAAUUCAGUAGUAUAUCGGCAGAAAUGUUAGGCUCAAUGUGGAAUGACAUGUUAUUGGUUGAACAAUUAGUGUAGUCAUAAUUACGUAUGCAUUCGAAUUGGACAAUUUAUCUUAAGGCAACAUGAUUUAAUAAUGAAAAGACAUGAUCGUUUAACUGUUUGGUGAGCUUUGUGUUUUUAUUUUCUUUUCUUUCGCUAUCAUUAGCUAAUGCUUCUAUCUUACAUCCAAGAUGAACCCCAAAUGAUAGACUGGGGUUUUCAUACACUAGCAACAAAAAGUCACAUUUUCUUAAGAUCUGUAGGACGGAAGCGGGCCCGUUUGUAGAAGCAGAUGGCUGUAAAAAAAACCUGCACGCAAAAAUGCCACAAUGCAAAAAAGCUAAUGCAGUAGAAGGAUAGACAGAAAGAAAGAGAGCGAUGGAAACGGCAUUAAACCGUUACAAACAAUCAAUCAGGGCCGGAACCUGUCGAAUUUUCGAUGUCUGGAAAACAGGGUCAAAAUUACGGUGUUACUCAUACUCUUGAUGUGUCUGUACCUGCGUGGUGUGCGGACAAGCAACACUGUUAUCAUAGAAAUAACGUGACAAUGCAACUAACCCCUGACUAUCGAGUGUAGGUGGUGUGCAUGUGCACUCACGCAAACACAGAAAUCACUGACGAGAAAAAAAAUGCAUAUUUAAUAUUAGUGUUGGAAUAGAUUAAAAUUAUUAAAAAAAAAAAACAAAUUAUACUAAUGUGUUUGCACGCACUUUAUCAUCCCCCUUUUUCUUCCCGAUAAAUGGCUCAAGAGUAGUGAACGAAUUUAUUUAAUGUUGUAAUCUUAAACAAAACAAACACACUAGAAGUCUUAUGCCUUGUAAUAACCAUUUAUAUAAUCAUAUACAUAUAUAAAUAUAUAUAUUAUAUUUAGAAAUGGGCUCAAUUCACACAGGGAGGCGCUGACAUGAUUUGACACACACACACAAUUCUUCAGCCGCAUAAACGCCUACGGCUCUCAUAUUCACGUUUAUCAAUUUAAAUUUAAAUGCCCCCCUUUAGUACGCCAAACUAAAGCGAUCGUUUUUAUAAACCUCUGUACACAAACACACAUUCAUACACCACACAUACACACACACAAAUACACACAUACAAAAUGAAGCAACAAUAAUAAAACUUUACACGUAAAACAAAUCAAACCAUGCCACUAUAUCAUAUCAUUAUAUCCGGGCUUUCGAAGAGUUUCUCUUCCCUCACCCUUUUCUAGUAUGUAUAUUGUUUUUCUCGUAGCAGGCUCCUGGCUUUUAUAUUUUGCUUUACCACAUAUCAAUGAAAUAUGACGAUAUAUCACUAUACAAAUGAAUAAAAUUAGUUUUAGAUUUUCUUUAUCAUGAUAGUUUCCUACGCAGACGAUGUGAGACGGGGCAAUGUGGAAAGUUAAAGCAUUUUCAACGUGUUUAUUUCGUGUUAAUUUUGUAAGUAAAAUCCGUAGGGUCCUGUUACUCGACCAUGUGUUUUUGUUCCUACAAAACUUUUUUUUUGCAAUUCUUUAAUAACUAAAUCUCUUCACUCUUAACUAACAAUAUCGAUGUACGUUCUUGUAUAACAUGCACUGAGCGUCUUUAUGUUUGCUUACUUUCCUUAAAUAACAUUAGUUAGUCUGGAGGCGUAUGAUCACGUUAUAUUAGCAUUCUGUUUUCGCGAUCGCAGUGGAAAUCUCAAUAUAAUCCGACCGAAAGAAUCUAAUCGAAAAGCAAUAUACAAGAAAAUGGAAUACUACUCAGUUUCUAUGAUGUUAUUAUUUUUUUUUACAUACCAGACAGACACGCACGCCGACUAAUUGCGAAAAUAAAGUACACAAAAGCAAACAAAUAAGGAGAAAGCAAUCUGUUGUUUAAUAUGCACCAGUUUUAUAUCCACUUAUAACAAGGAGAAAAGAGUUCACAUGCACUCAAGCGACCAAACUGGUUUGGUAAACACUUUCAAACUAUCAUUUGUAAAGUGUUGAAACAAAGCAAAUCACUUUCAAGAUCACACUUCUAGCAAGUAAAAGCACACGAAGCACACGAGAGCAUAAUGCUAAAACAGUUACAGUUGAAAGCCAUACGGUCGGAAAAUCACAAAACACAUCGGGGACAGCUGCACAUCGGGGGUAAGUGGCACCAAUCAUGUCAAUCAAUAUUAAGAGCUUUACUUCCUUCGCAUCGGAAUGGAAGGACGUGACUUUGAAACAAUAGUGCGGUAGAUGAGGCAUGAGAUAAGAGAACAAAGAUCAUCAUUAAAAUGGAUCAAAUGCAUAGUGAUCAGAGACGAUGCGCACGGGAAAAAACACACAGCGUUGCACUCAGACAUUGUACGUCCUUAUGUGGUUUAUGUACCCACAGGAGCACAAUUCGGAGACGGCAUGCUUACAAAUGCUACUGUACUGGUACAACAUCAAAAUGCUUAUUCGCAUUUCAAACCAUAGUAGUAGCUGAGCAGCAUAGUUGUAGUGAGAAGGAAAAGAAAAUUAAAUUGUAUAACUUAAAGCAAUAGUUUAUGCGAUUGCCAGAAGGGUAAGGAAUCUAAUAAUAUACACAUAGACACAGAAAUAAAAAAAAACUGCAGCCGUUUUUCAUAUCGAUUUCACGUUUUUUAAGAUCACAAUCGUUGAUAGGUGUACGUACUUGUGUGUAGGUGUGUCUGUGAGUUUAUGUGCGUGUCUUCACUGUAGUAAUAGUUCAAUUACAAUUAAAUGCUAGCCAAUUUCGUAACAAAUUUCACGCACGGAAUGCAGUUAGAAGACACACAAGACACAAACCAAACAAAAAAAAAACUGAGGGGAAAUGACAGUAACAAUCUCAAUGUUAAUAUUAUUGAACGUUAAUAACGAUAAAAUGACAAGGGUCGUGUUCAGGCUGCGUAAGUUUGUGCAACAUCUCAUUAGAGUGUAAGAUGUACGUAGGAAUUAGGAAGAGAACAUUAAACAACUAAACAAUAUAAAGAGAUCACUAUCAAAUUGAAAGCUAAUGGUUGACUGGCGUUAGCGUGUUGAUAGAGAAGUAGUAGUAACAGAAAAACAGAAAAAAGAGAAACAAACAAACAUAAAGUAAAGUAAAGUAGCUCAACAAACACAAAACAACAGGAUGAGAAAAAUACAAACAUAAGUAGACUAGUGUGUUUGUACGUGUGCUCGUGGGAGAAUGAGGACACACCAUAAGGCAACAAUAAAGUGUUAAAAUAAUCGACUAAGGGAUCAAUAACCAAAGAAAAUUCAUUAAAAAAUCAUCAAUCAUACUUGCAUACACUGUUAUACACAACGGACUACGGACAAAAUACUGGAAGCAGUACGAAGAAGAAAGAAUUACUUAUGACGUUAGCGAUAACAAAUCUUGAUUUUAAAUUAUUUUAUUUGACAAUCUCUGAAAUGCUAAAAGGACGGCAUUUUCUUGCUUUUUAGUUAGUUUUUUCGUCUUCCUCUUAUCUUUUCUUUGAUUGACUCUUUGUUUUAUCUAUUAUUAAACUACUUUCUGGAAAUACUUUUUUUUACAGAAUAAGCUAUUUUUUCAAAAUUUAUUUACUAAACAGUAAUAAAGACGUUCUAACAAAUAACUAAAAGCUCAGAUUUAUUUAUUAACUGUUGUAUUAAAAAAAGGAAACAAAAAGUAACACACCGACACAAAAAGAAGCAAACAAAAACAAAACAGCACUCUGUUGCAAAAAGGGGAGAAAACACUAACAAAGACAAACAGGCAGGAUGAUGAUUAUAAGUGAUAUAUGUGAUGAAUUUUUACAUUGAUUUCGUUUUUUCACUAAAAACGCAUAAAGGGCUGUGAUUUUAGUGGUAGAUGUAAAAGAGAAAAACAAACAAACAAAAGCAAAUUAAGAUGAAAACACGAAAACACACGAGGAAAGCAUUAUUUCGUAACGUAAAAUGUCAGCAGAAAGCUUUGCGGAACUGAUCGUUGUUUGAAUAUCACUCCUCCUGUGCAUGCUUUGUACGGAUGUGCAGGAGCAGUGAGCAGCGGGCUGAUGAGAUAUUGUUGAUUGAGAUUAUGGAAAUGAUGGUGAUUAGCGAAGAGGAAAAGUACAAUGCAAACAAAAAAAAAAGAAUGUAAUUGAAUCAAGAAGGGCAGGACCUUAUAAACACAUCCACAUAGUAUGGUAUCCACCAAUAAUACACACAUGCACACACACACACAUGCGGACAAACAUCACGAUAGAAGAGUUAUUUUCAAUACAUUGGUAAGUGUUCAUUCGAUGUUUACAAUUUGUGAACUAUUUUUAGUGAACACGUUAAAACUUUCACAAUUGAAAUUCUAAAUUAGACCAUAAAACAAACGUAUUAAAAACUCAACCCAUUGCAUACUUCCAAUUGUUUUCCUAAAUAAAGCAUGUUUUAUCCUAACAUGCUUUUUUUAUUGUAGCUUGUGUGUAUUUUGUUAACACAAUGUCCAAAUCAUUCUAUUUUAUUGCUUUUAACCAAUUCGAGAAACUGUUUUAAAUUAAAAACAGAACAAGUAUUAUUUUUAACAUAAUUGGCCAUCCUAAUUAUUAAGUCAAUAAGCCACUACCGUCGCCACUAAUCUUCCAUCACCUGGCUGAGUCAUUGGUCGUUGUCUGCAGACAGAACCUUUUCCGUUUCAAAUACGAAUCAUGAAAAAAAAGCAAACAACUCUUCCAUCGUUUCCAUCGCCUUCCAACAGGCUACCAUUGGCUGACACGCAGACACGCAGACGUACACUUACAACACCACCCACUGACACCUUUUACACUCCAGUUAAGGCAAACAACACCUACUGUAUACAGUAAAAGAUGAAAAAAAACAUACAAAGAACGCUAAACCUACCAACAUCUUGCUCGUAUACAACAACAUCCACCACCAGACGCGAGCAUAAUAUCUAAACCACGUCCCUUUAUGUGUAAACAUUAUAUACUACGCUAGGAAAGCAGUUUUGAUUUCAUAUCAUUUGAAAGAUUUAUGUUUUCAUUACUGUUUCACAAUACAUGGGUUUUCAGGAGUUUUCAUACUUGUGGGAUGCUUUCAUGAUUUACUUUCUUACAGGAAACUAACGUUAUAUGCAAGGAUUUGGAUCAAAUAGCAUCUUAUUUGAAUCUAAAAGGAAUUUUCAAGGAGCCUGUGCAAAAAAGGUUUGCCAUAGAGUCCAAUUCCCAUCUUACAAAGCUCAUUUCCCACAAAAAAGAUUCAAGAACGUAGCCCACAGCUAUGAGAACCCCUGAAAACCCCUGUAAUAGUAAUUCAACUUAAUAUGGCUUCAGAAUUCUGCUGAAAAUAUAGAAUGCUGAAAUAAAGAAAAACCAAAAACCAAUGUAACUGUUUCACAUAUACAUAAAGACCAAUAACUAAAAUUAAAAAAAAAACCAAACAUCAUCCCUUUUUGUAAGAGAUUUAACUGCAAUUAGAACGUAGGCUUAGAUCAUCUUGUUGUCGGACUUCCUGCGCUAUAGAACGUAUCCUGCUAUCUAUCCCUAAACUGACCAGCUUGACUUGAUCACUUAAUACCUACUCUAGCCUAGCCACGCCAAGCUAAGCCAAAACGUUGCCAAAACUCCCUUCAAAGGGGAGAUUUAUUGGAUUUAAACAGUCAUUCCAACCUACUUUUCGAUUAGUUAUUAGUGUGGCCUCCUUGGGGCAGCAAGCUCAACCACAAAUAACACACAGGAGCGUCACGAGAAUGUCUCAAAAAAUGUGCCAAAUUUACUCUUGUUUUGUAAAUUGUUUGAGAGCUAACUCACAGAUUGACCACAGAGGCCAUGAUCGACCGGAAAAGUGUAACAAUACAAAGGUUUUAGCAGAAAGUAAAGCAGUUUGGCAGUAUAACGCAGAGAAAAAGAAAAUCAGCAUAAACAAAGAAAAGGAAGGGUUAUUGAUUGUUCGUUUCAUUUCUAUCCACUAGCAAUCACCUCCAUUAUACUUUGUAGUCAUGUAAGCAAGCAAAUACACAUACGAAUGCAAAAGAUAUGGAAAGUUUAUAUAAAAAAGACACACGCAAUCGAUAGAGCCAGCAACCAUGAUGUAAAACUAGUAAAACUAGCCUCAAAAAGAUCCCUGAGAAAGUUUUAUAUUAUUCGAAAAGUAUCGUUCUUCUUCCAACUGCGUGUGAACGACUUUGAACAAAAUGAAAGACCCCAAUCUUGAUCCUCAAGCAAUGCCUACUCUGACCAUCUCGUUCAGUAUAGAGCGAUCUAUAUUCGCAAGCUGGCACUGCUCGCUCUGCUCCCCACACGAAUAAUACAACACAAAAUAUCAUCGUCCUCAUGCUCUUGUACGAAUGAUCGUGUUGUUGUUUUUUUCUUUGACUUGUCUUAGCUGUAUUUGAUCAGUUGAGGACAAUCAUGUUCCUUUAUUAUACCUACAUCAUAACACGAAAUGUCAAAAUAUGAUAAGAUCGUUAUAUUGGUUAGGUAAUAAGUGUUUAACAUUUUAAGUGUCUUUUGAAGUGUGUUCUGCGCACCUGAUGCGUUUUUAUUUGUUUAUGUUUGUUUUAAGCUGGUUUUGGUCAGACACUUUAAUAGUAAUAUUAUUAUUCUAUCAACAAAUAUUCUGCCAUUAAUUUCACAUUGUGUACUACUUUGCAUAAAUAAAACCGUUAAGAAAAAAAAUGUAAAGUUUUUCUUUUGUGUUUAUUUUCUUUAUUUACAAUUUUUUUGUUAAGUUUCAAACUACCAUAACUUCUCUAACUCCAAUCUCUAAUUUAAGAUCGUUCAGAUUUAACUUUCCAGUCCUGUUGCCGCAGGAUAGGCAGUUUGUUUGUGUGUUGAUCGUACAAACUGCCAUGAUCACAUGAUAAUGUAAGCGACAUAUAACGAGGUUUCAUCAUGUUAAGCAAUUGUGUAUCAAUAAUGAAAGCAUUUUACACAUUUUUUUUUUCUUGUUUGCUGCUUUCUUUUUGAAAAGAUCAGCAAAAUACUCGAUCUGAUUGUUUGUUUUUUUAUAUUGUAGAAAUGUGUUAUUCUCCUUCCAAGAGUGCAAAAACAAUGCAAACCUCUUCGAAAGCAAAGAGAAAAUUAAAUUUUGGUACAUUUUUACUUAAGUAUAAUUUCCCAUGUAUAAAAAAAAGAAAAGCAAAACCCAAUCCCGACAAAAGAAAUCCAUGAAAUGAAAACCAAGGAAACAGCGUAUAUACAUAUAUACAAAAGAAGAAACAUAAUUAAAACAAAAUAAAAAAAGCAGACAAAGAUUGGAAAGAAAUAUUUUGUGUCAAUGUCGAUACAUAUUGAUUGAGUCUUGACAUAAUUUACAUACAACAACAGCUGAUAAAGGGAGUAAAAAAAGAGAAAAAGAAGCUUUACAUUUAAUUGAACUGUUUUAUACUUAUCAUAUACAGUUUAGGACAAUUGACAGAAGAAAGGAGGAAGGAACAUGAAUUCAUAAUAGGGGAGAAAGAGGUUAGUUUCUGUGUGUUUGAGCGUACAUGAUAAGAAAGUGCCGGAGAGGCGUGAGGUUUAGCAAACAAAAUGAUAAAUAAAAUAUAUAGAAAUUGAAUAUAUACACAUAUACAAAUCAAUAAGAAAACAAAAAUAUAUAUAUGCAAUUCAUGCAACAACAUAGACCUGAAGUAGCUGCUCAGCAGAUGGAUGAAUGGAAUGGAAACCCAACGUAACGUCGUGGUGCAGAGCAAAUGGGGCGCCUGUCAUGGGGCGCAGAAGGAAAGCAAAUGGUUUAGAAAAGGAUCGAUAAUAAAAUCCUAGUUCAGGAUAGUGUGCAGGAAAAAGGAACAAAACAAAACGCGUACGUAAGAGAACCGGGGUACAGCAAGCUAAUCGUAUGUGCAGCCAAAUGUAUGCUGCAAACCUACAGAUAAACAAUAAAAUGAAGUUAAGCUGUAGGAAACAUUUGCCACACGCAACCAUCAAUUGAAACAUUAGAAAGGAUCGUUAAAAAUCAGCUCGAAAUAAACGGUAGCAGCUGGGUGGAAUAGUGUGUUAAAGCAGUGUGUAGAGUUGAUAAACGAGCAAACAAAGGAUGCUGCAACUAAAGCGUGGGUAGUAGUUUUUUUAUAUACACACACACACACACACACACACACACCGCUGUACUUAACAAACUGAAUAUUCCGAUAUCUGCAGUGAAACAGAAAAAGAUCUAAUGUUUUGUGUCGAGCAAAGCAGCAGGUUGGUUCAGCAAAGAUGGAAGUAGGAAAAUGUAAUUUUACGACUGUUAAUUUGCAUGUAUAUCAUCAUCGUGUACCACAGAACCGUACACAACCCUAAUCUCCCAAUUGCUCCGUGCAAGCAUGCUGAUAGAACAUCGCAAUGGUUUAAAAGAAUAUAUAUUGUUUAACCAAACAAACAAAAAACAAUACAUAAACUCUAUGUAUUUGCGUAUAAAACAUAACAAAAGUGCACAGGAGUGUGCGAAGCAAAGUGCAGAAUAAAACCCAAAAGACAAACGGACGGACGGAAGGACGGACGGGACGUACGGACGAUAAUAGAAACCAAAAACCAAAAAACAAAAAUAAACCGGAAUACAGGAAUUUUUCAACGUGAAAGUUGUGCCAAGUUUUGCCCAGUUUUUUCUAUUCGCCGUAGUAACGCGGGAGAGAUAAAAGCGAUAAAAAAGAACACGCAAGUAACGAUAUUCAAUAUUAUUAAUCCAUGUAUAACCGUUGUGAACCCCUUUUGCAUCGUAAUAAGCUCUAACUAUAAACAAAAGAAAAGCUAACAUAUCUAUUAUUGUCAAACAACCGCAAAAUCCUAUACAACAAAUACAGUUAUGUGUAAUCCCAGCAACUGAAAUGAAAAUUUAAAUACAUUACCCACUGGUGGGAAGAGUUUAUGCCAACAAGCGAGUGACAGUUUAUGAAGAAUGAUCACGCGUAUUUCUUUAUAUGAUGAAGCCGAUCCGAGGAAUACAUGAUUGUGGCAGAGAAAUCUUGCUAAAAUAAUUCCAACCAAUUUACGUGUCUCAUUAUUCGCAAAUCUUUAUGACCGUGUGCCCCCCCAGUAAACACGGCAGAAACGUACAUACGUAAUAAUGUUUCCGAAAGUAAAUACUUUCCUCCGCACCUUACUCAACACCGAUGUAUUGUUACAAAUAGGUGCACACUUUAAUGCAUAGUGCACUUUGCAAUCACUCAUUAUUCCAUCAUAAAUCCAUCUCACUUUAUUGUGCUAAAAACAAAACAAAAGGAAAACCAGUCAAAACGUUCUACAUGUGCUUUCACAAACGAGAUUACGCGAGAUAGGAGUAUGGAAGAAAGGUCUCUUAUAUUGUGCUAUUUUUUCUAAAAUAAAGGUGUUGCUUUUUGACACUUUAUGCAUCCACCACCAACAAAAAAUAAACCACGAAAAGAGGGCACACAAUUUGCUAGCAAUUGUUGCAAUUUAUUCUCACCACCUGCACCUUGAGAGAGCACCGUUUCCUUUUUAUCGCCGUGUUGAGGCAAUAACAGGAACUAUAUAAAAGAGCUGAAAACUGUUGUUUUAUAUACACAACAGCAAAAAAUCCUGAAAAGUGUAUAAAACUGGGGUAAAGCUAGACCCCAGCCCUUCGCAUUUCCACUUUUGUGUGAUAAUGUGGUAAGGGACCCCUUUUUCUUGUGAAUGUUAUUUACCUUCCUAUUAAAUUAAAUGGUAAGAAACUAUUUGUGCAACGGCUCUUUUUAAACAUUUCUUCCUCAUCCGAUUUAAAACUCGCAUUUGAAGCAUUAAAAAUUCUCCCAUUAAAAUUGAAUCGUAAAAAUGGAACACAAAGCAAGAAACAAAACAUGAUACAAAAACACCGUUCAGCAGCAUCCCAGAUGUUAAUUGUUGGGUUUCGCUUGUUUCGAUUGGUUUGGUAGUACGCUGACAGUGUGAAAAGCCCGCAAACCAGUGCAAGUGUGGUGCAAAUAUUAGGACAAUGUUGGAAUGGCAAACAAAACCGAUAGCAUGUAGGCUUAAAGUAGAGAGAGUGUAAUUCGUGCAUAAAUUUGUUGCAAAGAGAAAGAAAAUGAAAAAGAAAGAGAGAGAGAGAGAGAGAGAAUGAAGAAAAAACAGGAAAGUAACAAAUUAAACAUCCGUAGACUACACUGCAACCGAAGCAAAGAUGGCAAAUGAUAAACCUUAGUGUCUCGUAACAAGAAAUUAGGAAUGCAUGGCAAUCAUACAAAUAGAGCUUCUUUUUUAAAACAAAACAAAAAAUAAAUAAACAUGUUGCAACCAAUCACGACGAGCGCGAGCGAACCAGCUUCAAGAAUAGUGAAAUUAAUACUCUUACAUGCACGUGCACGUGGGGGCAAGUUGUGUUGCGGCAGUCAGCAACGGAAAGCAACGCGUAGUACAGUGAAGUCCGUAGUGUGCUAGUAAGUAACUGCGGCAACCACACAUGCGCAGUAGAUACGCAAGUAGACCUAGAGCUGUGGCAGCCAAUCAGUAGUUGUGAAGGGGAUGGUUACUUCGAUUGAAUGUGACAGCCUGCAGUAGAACAGUAGAAGUGAAAUAUCGUUCUACAAGAACCAACCACGUGUGAACAAUUGCAGAGGGGUUUGUAAACACUAUCAUGACUAAAUAACCAAAAUCAUGAUAAACACAUUUCCAAUCAUAUUUUGUAUCUCGUUGGGAAAUCAUUUCGGUACAUUGAAGAAAGAACUAGGAAAAUAAAACAUACGAACAAAAAAAAACAA